Molecule: messenger RNA, 1470 nt
Organism: Kwoniella mangroviensis CBS 8507
Lineage: Eukaryota; Fungi; Basidiomycota; Tremellomycetes; Tremellales; Cryptococcaceae
Exons: 14
Coding region: 1-1470 (489 amino acids)
Biological process (GO): chitin catabolic process; carbohydrate metabolic process
Cellular component (GO): extracellular region
Molecular function (GO): chitinase activity; chitin binding
Source: RefSeq, a predicted model, not a curated record
AUGUCUUCCACUUCCAAAUCAUCCAAGGUUAUUGAACAAGAACACCAAAGAUAUAAAUAUAAAUCCAUUCCUAAACCUUUGUUACUUUCCGUUGUCUUAGGUUGUAUAGCUUUCGGCUUUUACGUCAUGGGUUUAGGUAAUUUCAUUGAUAAACAUUUUGGUGGUGGUGGUAGCAAGUCUGGUCCAAGUGAACAUUUUGGACAUGGAGGUGGACAUGGGAGUGUUGGAGGUGGGAAGAGGGUAGUAGGGUAUUUCGUAAACUGGUCAGCCAUAUUCCUAAAUUUACAUGCGGCAAAGGACUUUAGGCUGAAUUUCGUGCUAUCACCUUUGGAUAGGGGUAUUUACGGGAGAAAGUAUUUCCCUCAACAGAUCCCCGUUCAAGAUCUCACUCAUAUCAAUUACGCUUUUGCCAAUGUCAAUAAAGAGACAGGCGAAGUUUACUUGAGUGAUAGUUGGGCUGAUGUCGAGAUCCACUUCGACGGCGAUGGAUGGGACGAACCUGGAACAAACCUUUAUGGAUGUUUCAAGGCUAUUUAUCUGUUGAAGAAGCAAAAUAGAAACCUCAAAGUAUUGCUCUCUAUCGGAGGCUGGACUUACUCUCCUAACUUCGCCAAUAUCGUCAGUCAUUCCUGGAGAAGAAAAUUCGUCGAGACCGCUGUCAAGCUCGUUGAAGAUCUCGGUAUCGAUGGCCUCGAUAUCGACUAUGAAUUCCCCACAACAUCCGAACAAGCUGAAGCUUACGUCUCACUCGUGGCGGAAGUUCGAAAAGGUCUUAUCAAGCUUGCUCAAGACAACCAUCAACCUAUCACGCAAUACGAGCUCACCGUCGCCGCUGCUUGCGGUAUGCAAAAUAUGAAGAUCCUCAGAGCUAAAGAUAUGGAUGCGUCUCUGGAUUUCUGGAAUUUGAUGGCAUAUGACUUCGCCGGAUCAUGGGACCAAGUUGCAGGCCAUCAAGCUGGGCUUUACGCUGAUGAUCCCGAAGCCAACUCGGUUGAUAAAGCUGUACGAUUCUAUAAUCUUCAAGGUAUUGACAAAAGCAAGCUUGUCAUUGGUAUGCCUCUUUACGGUAGGGCUUUCGCUAACACCGAUGGGAUCGGGCUUCCCUUUCACGGCGUCGGUGAAGGAUCUUGGGAAGCUGGAAUGUGGGAUUACAAAGAUCUCCCUCAACCUGGUGCUCAAGAAAUCAACGAACCUCGUCUCGGAGCUUCUUACAGUUAUGACGCCCAGAAACGACUCUUGAUCAGUUACGACACCCCCGCUAUCGCUCAGCAAAAAGCGAGAUACAUCAACUCUGAAGGGUUGGGCGGUGCGAUGUGGUGGGAGCUCGACGCGGAUAAGAAUGCCAGUACCGGUAAGAGCUUGGUCAGGAUCGUGAAAGAUGAACUUGGUCAACUGGAACAAAAGAAGAACGAGCUGGAUUAUCCCAAGAGCAAGUAUGAUAAUCUCAGAGCAGGUAUGCCUGGACAAUAG